Molecule: messenger RNA, 1600 nt
Organism: Thamnophis sirtalis
Lineage: Eukaryota; Metazoa; Chordata; Lepidosauria; Squamata; Natricidae
Source: RefSeq, a predicted model, not a curated record
AGAAGCGGAGAGCAGAAGGAUGCGUGCGGGUGCCGCUUUGGGUUGGCUCCUACGGCUGUCUUGGGCAGCUCAGCAGGGCAGCGUUUCCGGCAGGGGAAAGGCAGCCACGCGGCUUCUGCAAGCCCGGCCGCUGAGUUGCCGCGGAUAUCCACGCGGAUUCAUGGCUCAGGCUCAGUACGACACGGAGCAAAGGGGGCGGCUGCAUUCGGCCGAGUUUCGCCUCUAUUUUAAGAACUCAAAGGGAAAAUAUAUUUCUCCAUUCCAUGACAUCCCUCUAUUUGUUGACCCAAAUGAGGAUGAGGAGGUUCCUUCAAAACGGUCAAAGAACAAUGGAAAUGAGGUUGUCUUUAAUAUGAUUGUAGAAGUGCCUCGAUGGACAAAUGCUAAAAUGGAGAUUGCCACCAAGGAACCAAUGAAUCCUAUUAAGCAAGAUGUAAAGAAAGGCAAGCUGCGAUAUGUAGCAAACAUUUUUCCUCAUAAAGGGUACAUUUGGAACUAUGGGGCCCUCCCACAGACUUGGGAAGAUCCAGGGCAUACAGAUGAUAAUACAGGAUGCUGUGGUGACAAUGAUCCCAUUGAUGUUUGUGAAAUUGGUGCCCAGGUUCGGACACUUGGUGAAGUUGUUAAGGUGAAGGCCCUUGGAAUUAUCGGUCUUAUUGAUGAAGGAGAAACUGACUGGAAGGUCAUAGCUAUCAGUGUGGAUGACCCCCAUGCUCAGAAAAUCCAUGAUAUUGAUGAUGUCAGGAAGUUUUUCCCGGGUUACCUUGAAGCUACUGUUGACUGGCUCAGAAGAUAUAAAGUCCCAGAUGGGAAGCCGGAAAAUAAGUUUGCUUUUGAUAGCACAUUUAAAGACAAGGCAUUUGCUUUAGACAUAAUCAAGUCCACCCACGAGUGCUGGAAAGCUUUGGUUCACAAAAAGGCUGAUGGAGGAGCCAUAAAAUGGUAUGCAUCUAUUGUGGUUUGGUCAAAAUCCAAUUUGAAUUACAGGCAGUCCUCAAUUAAGGUAACGUCAUUACUAAGUGAUGCGGUCAUAAAGCAUAAUGUUACAAGACCAUUCCAGGGUACAAUGGCAAUUCUGGCAUUUAUGGUUGCCUUCAUUAAGCAAAUCCUAUGCAGUCAAGCCACAACAUUAUAUGAUCACCAUUUGUGAUCUGCUGAUUUCCUCAUUGACUUUGCUUUUCUGCAAUGAAGGUUUCAAACAGCAAUUACAUGUCAAUAGGACAUUAUGACUAUAUGUCAUGUGGCCAGAUCACAAUCAUGUGAUCACAGGUUUUUAAUAAGAGACUAUGUAAACCACAAAGUGCAGUGCAACAGGGCCGUGCGUCCACCACAUGAACGUGCACAGUUCGCACACACAAGGGCGAGCGUGCGCACUUACUGCCCAUGACGCUCAGCAACACCUCCACAACACUCAAGCUGCUUGGCAGAGCAUCGCAUAGGCGCCGUAUGCUCUGUGUGCAUACGCGGAAGUCCCGAACAGCUCAAAAACAGGUAAGGAGCGCCGGUAGGCGCUCCGUAGCACCAUACUGAAAUGGUACCUGGUGCUCCCAGCAGGCCCCGGUACACCCGUACUGGGGUAUACUGGUCAUAUCCCAUCACU